UUUACUGCGUUUGUUUUUGUUUACCGUUAGGAUUAAGAACUAGGAAGUGUCGUUGACCUUUUUUACAACUUCUAAAUUUUAGUUUUAAUUUUGGAAUGAAUUGCUUGUGAUUAUAUUAAUAUGGAUAUCGAUACAAAAGUGAAGUCAGGUCAUAAUACUUCUGUGAAAAAUGGAAAGAAAAAACUUAAACAGAAUCAUAACUUAACCUCAAACGAUACUAACAUUGGGGAACUGAGUAUUACCAACACAAAUAACAAGCAAGUUACAUUGGCCAGUAUCGAUGAGAAAGAUGAAAAUACUAAAUACAAAAAGGUUCCUGCCAUCAAAAGUGAUGAACAAAUCAAUCCUUCUGAAAAAGUUAGAGCAUCACAAUCAAAGCAGCAACGAUUUCAGAUAAAUAUCGAAUUGGAUGUGAUUGCAUCCACUCUGUUCAUUGCUGCUGUUGCGACAAGAUUCUACAAACUUGAACAACCUAGAAAUAUUGUAUUUGACGAGCUUCACUACGGCAAAUACAUCAGCCACUACAUGAAAAGGACAUUCUACUUUGACUCGCAGCCCCCUUUUGGAAAACAGUUGAUUGCAGCUGUAGCUAACCUGGCAGGCUUUGAUGGUUACUUCAAGUUUGAGCGUAUUGGUAGCGAGUACGCAGCUACAGUGCCAGUGUUUGCUCUGCGGCUGAUACCAGCUCUCUGCGGCUCACUGCUGAUUCCUGCUGCGUAUUGCUGCGUACUCGAGCUGGGCUGCUCGCAAGGCACUGCGGCACUGGCUGCGUUCUUACUGCUGGCUGACAACGCUUUGCUGACACAGUCUCGCUUCGUCCUGAUGGAGGCCCCAUUGCUGCUUCUGUCUGUGGUUGGUUUGCUGAGUUUGCUGAGGUUCCGUCGUCUUUCCGUAGCUCCAUCGUGUCAACCAAUCACCUCCUGGUUGUGGCUUUCUCUCGCUUUCGCUUCUCUCACUCUGUGCCUCUGUGUGAAGUACGUCGGAUUCUACUCGUGGUGUCUGGGCGUUGCUCUACUCACCCGAGACUACUGGAGAGUGCUGUCAGACCGCACGGUGAGUGACGCGGGCGCACUGUGGCAUGCCGUGGCACGCGCUGGGAUAGUCCUGGCAGUCAGCAGCGCAGUGUACUUAGCUGUCUUCUACACUCACUUGUCUGUUCUCAGCAAGGCGGGGCCUCAUGACAGUGUCAUGACGAGUGCGUUCCAAGCGAAUCUUGAGGGAGGACUAGCCAGUAUAACACGAGGCCAGCCAUUGCAGGUGGGUCAUGGGUCGCAGGUCACACUGAGACACACACACGGACGACCCUGCUGGCUACACUCGCACUCACAUGUGUACCCGAUUCGCUACCCAGACGGCCGUGGCUCAUCUCAUCAGCAACAGGUCACCUGUUAUACAUUCAAGGAUGUAAACAACUGGUGGAUAGUGAAGCGGCCGAAUGUCGACAACUUGGUCGUGUCUCAACCUGUGGAUGUGGUUAGGCACGGAGACAUCAUACAGCUGGUCCAUGGCAUCACCAGUAGAGCGCUCAACACUCACGACGUCGCGGCUCCCGUAUCCCCACAGAAUCAGGAGGUGACUUGCUAUAUUGACUACAAUGUGUCGAUGCCAGCCCAGAAUUUGUGGAAGGUGGACAUAGUGAACAGAGAACAAGAGGGUGAUGUGUGGCAUACAAUUCAAUCUCAGGUGAGGCUUAUCCAUGUCAACACAAGUCAGGCGUUGAAGUUUAGCGGCCGACAACUUCCUGACUGGGGCUUCAACCAGCACGAGGUUGUCGCAGACCGAGUCAUCAACCAGGAGGACACUGUGUGGAACGUGGAGGAACAUCGAUAUACCAAGAGCGAGGAUGAGAAGGAGCGAGAAAGAGAUCUGGUGAACGCCGAGAUGAUUCCGCUACAAGUGACCAAGUUGUCUUUCUGGAGCAAGCUGAGCGAGCUGCAAUACAAGAUGCUCAUGUCCAACCAGGAGAGAGUACAGAACCACAUGUACAGCAGUGAACCCCUAGAGUGGCCUCUCAUGGCUAGAGGCAUAGCUUACUGGGUCAACACAGAAAAUAAUGGUCAAGUUCACCUGCUUGGCAACCUGGUGGUCUGGUACAGUGGUACAGCAGGAGUGGUUGUCUACUCAGUGUUGCUUGUGAUUUACUUGUUACGACGACGUAGACAAUGCUACGAUCCAUCACAAGAGGAGUGGAGCCGCUUCCUGCUUACAGGCGAAGUGUUACUUUGCGGUUAUCUAUUUCACUACGUUCCCUUCUUCUUUGUCGAUCGCACCAUGUUCCUUCACCAUUACUUACCUGCCCUGGUCUUCAAGAUACUUUUGUUUGCCGCUCUUACGGAACACAUUUGUGUUGUUAUCUGGAGGUGGCCAAUAGCAAGGGUUGUAUUUUACGCUGCCCUUGUCUGUUUCAUCUUGUCAGUGCUCCACGUCUUUCGCAAGUUUUGUGUUCUCAGUUACGGUACAACACCACUCUCUGUCAACGACAUUCUGAAACUGAGGUGGAAAGACACUUGGGAUUUUAUUGUCCAUGUGUAGGUUUACGGAUCAAUUUAGAUAUUAAUGAGCAAACCCCAGCGAACAAAUUGUUUAUGUUAUGGUUAAAGGAAUGUAAGUAUCUUUUUUAUAUUGUAAAGACUGCAAUUCAAUGCAUGACAUUUUUUAUGUUUUAGUUUUAUAUAUUUUCUACAACUAAAUUUCCCUACAGGAAAAACUAUUUAUAAUUUUUUAUAUACUGUUAUACUCAUGAGAAAGUCUUUGUCCUUGUACCUCAUAAUUUAUUUAUAUUAGUACUUAUGUGGAUAAUGUUUUUCCUCUCGUAUUGUUUUACUUAUGCGUUAACUUUUUGUGUAUAGCCAUGUCAAUCUGUUAGUGUUCCCUUAUUUGAUUGAUAUAUUUAUCAUCCCCUAGGCUAAAGCAUUAAUGGGAAUCGUAGAACAAAUAUUAUUUUAUUGACUUGUAAAAAAAAAAUAUUUAUGUAGGUAUUUAUUGAAGCAAACCGAAUACAUUUUUUAUUAAUAGAAUCUAAACUAUUCCAUACAAUUAAUGUUACUCAGUUGACACAUCUCAUUGGUUGAAAACAAAUUGUGCCUUUCAAAACAAAAAACCAUUUUUAUUGUUUCUACUAGAGCACGAUUCAUCCCAAAUUUUUGUUACUAUAUUGGGCUAGGUUCACCCUUAAAAUAUUACUCCCACAUUUUGUUUUAUCCUGCUUCAAAUCAAAUCUUAGAUAAAAACAAAUGUUUUCCUUACAAACUCUCUACCUCUACUGUAAAAUUCUUGAGAAAAAUUUAUGUUUCUUGCAAGGUUCUCAAUGAAGUCUGUAAAUCAAUCAAUUCAAGGUUAUUUUAUAUGUAAUGAUCUUUAGUUGUAGUGCAACCCUCAAAUGGUUUUCAUUUUGCAAUUGCAGACCCCUGUUGUUCAAUCAACAAAAUAUAGUGAAUCAAUAGUUUCGUGAACAAAUUAUAAUGUUAGAUAAGUUAAAACAAAUUAUCCAAAUAUCAAUUGGUAAAUUGGUUGUUUCCCUGUAAGUUUUCUACACCUGUAAAUUUAAGUUAAGGAAUUUAAAUAUCUAAAAUGUAGGAAACGUACUUUAUAAAUUUGUUAUCUUUAAAGGCUAGUAACAUAGACUAACCAACACAAGUAGACUUCCCAUCCCAUUGUAAAUUUUGAAACUCGUUUUUUGUGUCUAUUUCUUGUCCGGUGACACUGGUGGUUAGUGUCGAUGAAAUUUUGUUUCUAUUAUUUUAGAGUUAGUUUCAUGAUUUGUGCUUAUAACUAGAGGAUGAGUUAUUGUUAAUAAUUAUAUAUCGUUUUAUUUGGUUAAACGAUAGUGCACUGGACAGAACUAACGAUAAAAUUGGCUUCAGCUGUUGCAUACGGAUGGGAAAUCUACUAAGGGAGUAUGUUUUAUCUAUGCUAGUACCGUACCUUUGUUUCCUAUUGAUGCUGUUUUACUUUUAUUAAAUUAAGCAGACCUACAACACCAACUCAAGUAUAAAAUGUUAUCCUCUUCCCAAAGUCCCACAAACCUUUUAUUUUAACGUCAUAGCAGAUGUAGUACACAGUUACUUAAUUUUGUAUUAAUAAUUUCUAUAAAAUUGAGUUAUACAAUAGCAACAACCCUAAAUGAUUCAAGAACAUCGAAAAUCAUUUAUUUUUGUUAUUUUUUGUUCUUUCUUGGUAAGAUAUUUAUUUAUUCUUAUAUUAAUGUAUAUAUUAUUUAUGUGAAAUAUAAGGAAGAGCAUACAAAAAUAAAUUAUUUUCAGACUAAUCAGUAAACACUAAACAGCUUACUAUCUGGAUUUCAGUGAUGAUAAUUUAUACUUUUUCUCAGUCUUUAUGAUUUAGUUAGUUUAAGUUGGUAAACAAUGGUGAAGAAAUGGUUGUGUCUUAUUCAAACCACAAAACAUUAAGAAAUUUGACAAUUAUUAUCAGCAAUUUAUACAUAAAUAUUUGUUAUCAAAAGAUCUAAGAGUUGGAUGGAUUCAUCCAGUUUACAAUUUCUUUUAAUUUAAUUAACCUACAUACUUGUUACAUACUUGUUUUUAAACAUUAAAUAAAUUUG
Messenger RNA from Macrosteles quadrilineatus (aster leafhopper), 4561 nucleotides. RefSeq names its product protein O-mannosyltransferase 1 (gene rt). The coding region runs from base 121 to 2532 and encodes 803 amino acids. The record is from RefSeq and is a predicted model, not a curated record. NCBI's taxonomy places the organism in Eukaryota, Metazoa, Arthropoda, Insecta, Hemiptera, Cicadellidae. Gene Ontology annotation, biological process: protein O-linked glycosylation via mannose. The transcript is spliced from 14 exons. Gene Ontology annotation, molecular function: dolichyl-phosphate-mannose-protein mannosyltransferase activity. Gene Ontology annotation, cellular component: endoplasmic reticulum; membrane.